Mycena citricolor is the source of this 3251-nucleotide messenger RNA. The record is from the annotation of a GenBank genome assembly. NCBI's taxonomy places the organism in Eukaryota, Fungi, Basidiomycota, Agaricomycetes, Agaricales, Mycenaceae.
UUCUCAUUACUCAGGUCCAUAUUUUUCCGAUCCUGGUUCGAUUUUGACGCGCCUCGGAAAUCCACGGGCGGUGAAAGAGCUAUUGAUUGGUUUCGAGUCUCGACAAACCCCGGAACUCCACGGGUUGUACAAAAAACGUUCGAGCCUCUGACGCUUCUUCACGGAGCACUGCGGAUACGACCCCACAUCUAUAUCCCGGUCUACCACCGCACUGGAGGCGAGGCACCAAUGUAAGCACUGAUCCCAAUCAUGAGGAGACAGCGGAACAAGCGGAACCUGGAAAGCAAUCUCCGACGGUGAGCGUGAGCAAAGCGCAAAGAAAGUGCGGGGACAGUCCCGGGCAAGGGGGCGGCAAAGCACAGCAAAGAGGUGAGGAGACAGCGGCACAAGCGGAGGCUGGAGAAAGCGAUCUCUGAUGGUGAGCGCGAGUAAAGCGCAAAGAAAGCGCGGGGACGGUCCCGGGCAAAGGGGUGGCAAGGCACAACGAAGAGGCGGUGAGCUAUCACUGAGCACGGGCUACUCGUGCUUGAUGGUGGUGACAAUUGAGGCGUCCGAAGCAUAAUGCAGCUAAUAUAUACAUUUAGAAUGAAGGACGAUGUACUACGACCAUUAAAUAGCACGUCCGACGUGAGCGCGGGGCUGACGCGAUGAGCAGCGACGAUAUCAUUGAUCAGAUCUGUGCACAAGCUACGCCCACGCCCCCAUCACACAAGCCAAGCCCGGCCCGCUAAUUUUAAACUCCGACAUGGGGCACAAGCCUGGUUGACAAGCCGGUAUAAUAAGUCUCAAACCCGCCCCUCCGGCAUGGAACCCAUCAUCGAGAAUCCGAACCCCCAUGUGCACUUAGACCGGCGCGGAAGGUUACUCCCACCCACCAUCACUUCUCUGUCGUCCGGGUCGAUGCGUAUAUAUAACGCAAGGCUUCGAGCACGCGGCUCGAACGCCAGGACCCCCCGCCCAUACCCAUGCUGCGCUUCCCAUCGUCCCUCUCCGUGCUCCUUACGGCUAUCAGCGUGCUGCCGCGCGCCGCGGCCGUGCUGGUCGACUUCCAGGUCGCGGUGCCCCCGAUCGUCCCUACGCACGCGAAGCAGUGCACGGUCGAGAUCUUCACACACGAUUUCGCGCAGUUCGGGGUCGCCGCGCUGGCGGACUACACACCGCCGACGGAUUGCGGGGAGCCGGGGACAUGGGCCGCGAUCUCGCUGAACUUCACGGUCACUAGCAACGGUGUGUCUCCGAGCUUGACUGCAUUGUACCGUGGCUUACUGCCGAAAGGAACGCAAUUCGAUCGACUCGGCGUAUUCACCUUCCAGAACGUCGAAAUCUGGCGGACAUCGACCCCGGAACCAACCGCGGCUGGCAUUAUCUGGACUUACGUCAAGGACGUGACGAAAUACACCCCGCUGUUCGCUAAGCCGGGUCUGUUUAUCGGACAGCUGGACAACAUCAUCGAGACGGGAUUGAACGGGAUUUACUCGAGUACUAUGACGGCGACAUUCUACGCCUCUUCGCCCGCUGCUCCUCCGGCGAAACAGGCUGAUUUGAUCAUUCCGCUGUCAACACUGCUGAAUACGACCGGAGACGCAGCUUCCGUGCCUCCCGCCUUCUCAAUCGAGGUGACGCUCCCCCAGAAUACUAUUGAAGUAUAUGCCGAGCUGUAUCCCUCCGGCAACGGCAACGAAGGUUAUUUUAGUUGCGAUAAAAUUAAACUGAAUCUCAUUUCGACUUGCAGAGUUCUGGGUGCGCUUCGAACCAUUGUUGAACCAGACUGUGAUGAUGCUGAGGCCCGAAACAAGUACACCAAUGUCGCCAACAGGUUCUUGUCGGAGGUACCAGGAGCGCUAGGACAAGGUCCUUUCCGUGAAGUUCGACUACUGAUCGACGGACGCGUCGCUGGUGUUGCAUUCCCGUAUCCGGUAGUGUUCACGGGUGGGGUAUCGCCAACUUGCUGGCGCCCGAUCACCUCCUAUGGAGCCGUAGAUCUCCCUAGCUACUUCCUGGACGUGACCCCGUUCGUGCCUCUGCUCGUCGACGGAAAACCACACAACUUCACGAUCGAUGUCGUCUCGGCGGAAGCCAACCACGCGAUCCUCGCGAACUGGUUCGUCUCCGGCAACCUCCAAGUCGUGACCGACGCGUCAUCCGCCCCGACGACGGGCCGCAUGAUCUCUUACUCGGCGUCGCCGUUCGCUGCGACGACGAGCAAGGCGACCACGCGCAACGGGGACGUCGAUAUCUCCGCGGCCGCGACGCGGCACCUCGAGAUCGUCUCGGAGAUCGUCAGCGGGAGCGGAGUAACGACGCAGGUCGAGUGGGCGCAGAAUCUGAGCUUUGUCAAUGACCAGGCGUAUUUGAAUAACUUCCUUGUGCAGAACGUCUUCCAAGUGUCGUCUGGUAUCGCACGCUCGUUGCACAACGGGGUCCCCGCGGUGCUCGACAACUUUACGUUCCCGUUUACGCUCAAUUUCACAUCGUUGAACGCAGCUGGAACGUCAUUCUUUGCGGGUUUCGAUCACUCGUACAACCGACACCUGACGCCCAGUCCGUUCCUGUUGAGCACCACCAUCUCAGAGCGACAAAUGGCCGGCGGCGCAUUUACCAUCGCAUCGACCGGAAACUUUGGGAGCAACGGCACCAGCGAGAACACGAUAAGCUACGUCGACGCCGCGGGCAACACGUUCGCGCGCCAAGUCAACGCCGCAUCCAAUGUCAUCACGCUGGACCACCAAAGCGGCACGCUCAGCGCUAGCAGUGUCGCCCCGGCGCCUUUGGCUCAACCUGGCGUGGUUGGCGGAUCGGACGAGUCGUUUGCGGCGGCGAGGCUUCCAGCGGCGCUUCAGGCGCGGAUUUCAGGCCAAUGAUUGCGUUUAUCGAUAAGACACGCGUUAGUCUGUCUGAUCAACUCAUCUGGGCCUUUGCGUGGUACGUCGAGAGUUCAGGAAAUAAUGAAUGAAAUACCAUUCUGCUUCGUUCGAAGCGUGCAUCCUGGAUGGUCAUCGAAUAGACUGGAAGCAGAUUGAUUGAUGUUGGGUCACGUGGGACGUUCCUUACGCGAUCACGUGUUAUCCCCUCCAUACCUCUUCCUCAGACUUUGACGAAACAACGAAUUCAGUUCUUAUCCUGGGCAGCUGAAAAAAACAUCAGCAUCAAAUUAACAGAGAGCGAGACCGCAGAGCUGGUUCAUUUGCAUGACAGUGUUCGUAUGUGAGGUGCUUGGGGCAGAUAAGAGGCUGGUCAGAUCUUCCUUUCCG